AUGCCGAAAUCAAUCUCUACAUCAGCACCUCCAUACAUCAUCACCAUCCGGAACUCUCUACACCCCAUUUCCUUGUCGAGAGGAUCAAUAUCUCCUGUUAGAUCACGCCAAUACUUCGUCUCCUCGCCCGUACACCCCUUGGCUCACCCACGUCAUGGUAUCCUGAAUGAAUCCUGGCCGGCACCUGUGUCACCAACGCUUUUUUCGCAAACGGGGUUUCGACCGUCGGCGUCAGAUGAGCUGAACGGGAAACUCAAUAAUGACCAUAAAUUGCCAGAUGGGCGGGUUUUGAAACUAGGAAGAACUCUCCGAACUCUUUCUCCUCUACUACCAACCCUCCUAAUCAAUCCGCUACCUCCAAAAAUUCUAUCCCCCAACGUCACCCUUCAUCUCUUUCCAUCGACACACCCGCAUCUCCCCACCGUGAGAGGAAGGACCCUUUAUCGUGCCGCCCUGUGGACCGUACCGGUGGCAUGGAGCAGCUUACCCUUGGUAGGAAAUGUCAAACUACAGAUACUUAGCGAGCGCAUUGUCCGCGCAGGAACAGUGUUAGACCAGGAACAAGAUAAUAACAAUGACUACGGUGAUGAACGGCUAGUGGUACGGUGGAAGACGGAACCCCGGCGCGAGGAUCGCCAUUCCGAGACGUUAGCUGCCACCAGACCCACGACAGAUAAAGAUCACGCUGCGUCGCAGAGAAAUAGCCAUGUUUCGUCAUCGAAGAACGGAGUUAACAAAGGGUUGAGUGUGCUGCUAGGUGGUGACGCUCCGAUCUUUCCGCUAUCCAAGGAGGAACAAUUCACCGGACUUUUCAUCUUCUCAUUUGAUGAAGAGGGCCGCAUUACGUCGCAUACGAUUGAACAUGCUGAUAACGCGACUGGCUGGGAACGAACAGCUAAGUUCGUAACAUUGACCGACUGGUUGAUCGGGAAAGCGAGAGGAUCCUUGGGGCCUGCCCCAGGGCCUGAUCUGGCGAUGCAAGGCUGCCAGGGAUAUCACUGCCAUCCAAGGGACAAAUAUAGCUCACGCCGGCGAUCAUAG
Messenger RNA from Aspergillus alliaceus, 1041 nucleotides. RefSeq lists its product as uncharacterized. The record is from RefSeq and is a predicted model, not a curated record. Bases 1 to 1041 code for a protein of 346 amino acids. NCBI's taxonomy places the organism in Eukaryota, Fungi, Ascomycota, Eurotiomycetes, Eurotiales, Aspergillaceae. The transcript has 2 exons.